CACAGGGUAGACUUCUCAUGUCCUGGGAGACAAACAUUCUUGGCUCAGCCAUGAAUAACUGUGUGCUCCUGGAGGAACUGCUGAUCAAAAAAUCCCAGCAGAAGAGAAGGACUUCACCCUCCAACUUCAAAGUGCGCUUCUUUGUCUUAACCAAAUCCAAGCUGGCUUACUACGAACAGCGCCACGGGAAAAAAAGGACUUUGAAGGGUUCUGUGGAACUUUCCAGGAUUAAAUGUGUGGAAAUUGUGAAAAGUGACAUCAUCAUUCCCUGUCAGUAUAAAUACCCUUUCCAGAUCGUCCACGAUAGCUACAUACUCUAUGUGUUUGCACCCAACCGUGAGAGCCGGCAGAGAUGGGUCUUCACGCUGAAGGAAGAAACUAGAAACAACAACAGCUUGGUUUCAAAGUGUCACACAGAUUUUUGGUUAGAUGGCAAGUGGAGAUGCUGUGCUCAGACAGAGAAGAUGGCACUUGGCUGUGUGGAGUAUGAUCCCUCCAAAAAUGCCUCAAAGAAGCCUCUUCCUCCCACUCCUGAAGAUAACUGGGUGAGUGCAGAAUUGCUUCUAUACCCCAAAGAAGCCUUGGUCAUAGCCAUAUAUGACUAUGAAGCCCAGAAUCCACAGGAGCUGACUUUACAGUAUAACGAGGAAUAUUAUGUGAUUGACAGCUCUGAAGAACAUUGGUGGCUGAUUCAAGAUAAGAAUGGGCACGAAGGCUACGUGCCAAGCAGCUACCUGGUGGAAAAAUCACCCGAGAAUCUGCAAAUGUAUGAGUGGUACAACAAGAACAUCAGCAGAAGCAAAGCAGAAGCUCUCCUCAGGGAUGAGGGUAGGGAAGGCGCCUUCAUGGUGAGGGAUUCGAGGCAGCCUGGCAUGUACACGGUCUCUGUUUUCACCAAAGCAUUAAGCACAGACAACAAUCCUGUUAUAAAGCAUUAUCACAUCAAUGAGACAACUGACUUUCCCAAGCGAUAUUACUUGGCAGAAAAGCACGUGUUUGACUGCAUCCCUGACCUCAUCAACUACCACCAGCACAAUGCAGGAGGUCUCGUCACUCGGCUCAGGUAUGCAGUGUCUUCGUGGAGAAAGAAGGCCCCGAUCACUGCAGGGCUGAGCUAUGGAAAAUUGGUCAUUAAUGCCUCUGAGCUCACCCGUGUGCAGGAGAUUGGCAGUGGUCAGUUUGGGGUGGUCUACCUUGGCUACUUGCUGGACAAGACGAAAGUAGCCAUAAAGACCAUCCGUGAGGGAGCAAUGUCUGAAGAGGAUUUCAUUGAGGAAGCUAAAGUCUUGAUGAAGCUGUCUCACCCCAAGCUAGUCCAGCUUUAUGGUGUGUGCUUUGAGAACACUCCCAUAUGCCUGGUGUUUGAGUUCAUGGAGAAUGGCUGCUUGUCCGACUACCUCAGGAGCCAGCGAGGCACUUUUUCAAAGGAAACCCUGCUGGGGAUGUGCCAAGAUGUGUGUGAAGGAAUGACUUAUCUGGAACAAAACUCUGUCAUCCACAGAGACCUGGCUGCCAGGAACUGCCUGGUGGGGGAAUCCCAGGUGGUCAAAGUGUCCGACUUCGGGAUGUCAAGGAUUGUCCUUGAUGAUCAGUAUACCAGCUCCACGGGUACCAAGUUUCCAGUCAAGUGGUCUGCUCCAGAGGUUUUCUCCUACAGCAACUAUAGCACCAAAUCUGACGUUUGGUCAUUCGGAGUGCUGAUGUGGGAGGUCUUCAGUGAAGGUAAAAUCCCCUAUGAGAAUCGCACCAAUGCAGAAGUGGUGGAAGAAAUCAAUGCAGGAUUUCGGCUCUACAAACCCAAGCUGGCCUCCAAGGCAAUUUAUGAUGUCAUGAGCCACUGCUGGAGGAUGAGGAAAGACGAGCGGCCACCCUUUUCUCUUCUGCUGUUCCAGCUGAGUGAAAUCUCUGAGUAUGAUCUCUAAUCAUGGCACUGUUCACUCAGCACAGCUGAGAGUCCUGAGAGAAGACUGGAUUUUCCCCAUACAAAGCAUUAACAGGAAUCCUCUCACCAUAAACACUUGCCAUAUGCCUGGGGAGAAGAGAGGGCAGAGGCUGGUACUUCCAGACAGACAAGAUAUCCCUGGGUCUUCCAGAGCCUAGACAGACACAGGCUUUGGUUUGGCCAAGAAUGUGGUUUGCAUCUUAAAAGCAGA
Messenger RNA from Lepidothrix coronata (blue-crowned manakin), 2153 nucleotides. It is a transcript of the gene ITK, whose product is annotated as IL2 inducible T-cell kinase. The record is from RefSeq and is a predicted model, not a curated record. The transcript has 17 exons. Gene Ontology annotation, biological process: adaptive immune response; intracellular signal transduction; NK T cell differentiation. Gene Ontology annotation, molecular function: ATP binding; non-membrane spanning protein tyrosine kinase activity; protein binding. Bases 18 to 1922 code for a protein of 634 amino acids. NCBI's taxonomy places the organism in Eukaryota, Metazoa, Chordata, Aves, Passeriformes, Pipridae.